Messenger RNA from Fusarium tjaetaba, 3165 nucleotides. RefSeq lists its product as uncharacterized. The transcript has 3 exons. Lineage: Eukaryota; Fungi; Ascomycota; Sordariomycetes; Hypocreales; Nectriaceae. The coding region runs from base 1 to 3165 and encodes 1054 amino acids. The record is from RefSeq and is a predicted model, not a curated record.
AUGGCAACCGGAUUAGAGGCCUUGGGCGCUGCCAGCGCUAUUAUCCAGUUGAUCUCGUUUGCUGGGAGCUUAGUCUCCCUCAGUUUCAGGAUUUACGAUGGAAAACUUACCUCUGAGCACGAGCUUGAGGAGUACUCGAUCAAGAUGAUGGAGGCGGCCCGUCGCGUUCAGUCUCGAGGCACCCAAAUGUUCCAGGGAAACCAGGUCGGCGACAAACUAUCCAAGGUAUCACAGGAUUGCAUAGAUGCAGCUACAGAUCUGAGGAAAGAAGCUCAGAAGCUUACCAAGCGGUACCAAAAGGGCAAAGUGUUCAAGUCCUUCUAUUCUGCUUUUGGGGCGCAAAGACAUAGAUCCAAACUUAAUCAGUUGAAUGAAUACUUCAAGAAAUGCAAGGAAUUGAUGGAGACUGAACUUCUGUUGAAGAUAUGCGACCAGGACACCGCGAUAGCUCGAAAACAGAGCCAAGGGUUCCAAAGCCUAGAGAUUGACGUCCAAAACCUCAUUCUGAAGAUUGCGGAAGGAUUUACCAGGGUAGAGCAACUCGUUUCUAUCGAGGCCCAAACUACACGGGAUGCCAUCAACACCCACGUCACCUCCGAGUUCAAGUCUUUGGGCACCAAGAACAUUUCAGACAGCCAGCGCCAACGGCUCUUGAAAAGCCUCAAGUCCGAAGAAAUCAGAGAGAGAUAUAAUAAUGUGCUGCCAUCAUCAGACGCUUGUUUCGAAAGGGUUUUCGCAUCGUAUGAGCGUGUCUGUCGCCGAGACCCAAAAUACAAGUCAUGGGACGAGUAUGAACAGAAAUAUGAUGACGGAAGCGAUGCUGAAUUGGAAAAGGCAAGAUUUGAAGAGGAGGUCGAUGAGAUUGAUCAUAUAUGGGAACACUUCAGUGCCUGGCUGCAGUCAGGUGAUAAACUAUUCUGGAUUCGAGGCAAGCCAGGAUCAGGGAAAAGCACUUUGGUCAAAUUCGUUAUCGACAACGACAACACGAAGCGUUUGCUUGGCUCCUGGAAACCAAACACUAGACUUCUAUCGCAUUUCUUCUGGAAGAUCGGAAGUGAACCUCAAAACAGCAUUCGAGGCCUUUUGUGUUCUUUGCUUUACAAUCUCCUAUCAGAAGAUGCCGAUGCCGUCGACGAAGUACUGGAGAGAUUUAAGUUCUCCCAAGAAAAGGACUUCUAUAAGGAAUGGUCGCCUAAAGAAGCCCAGAAAGUUCUCUUGUAUCUUUUGGAUGCUGGCGCUCAGUCAACAUGCAUUUUCAUCGAUGGCCUUGACGAAAUAUCGAACAAUGAUGGUUACCGGGCACUACUCAGUGUCAUCCAAAGACUCGCGUUAUUCAAAGGGCUCGAAAGUAUUGGAGCGCAGAAUCUACGUCUAGAAGAUCUCACCAAACCUGAGAUGGUAGUCUACCUACGCAAGCAAUUCGAGACAUUGCCAAAGGAGAAGUCCGCCGGCUUACCGCUGGAAGUGUUCACGGAUACCCUUUUGGAUAAAGCGCAAGGGGUGUUCCUCUGGCUUGCCCUUGCUAUAAAAAGCGUUACCGAUGGAAUAUUGAAGGAUGAUGAUCAAGCUUUGAUUUUUGAAAGGCUAAGUGAACUCCCUGAUGAGCUUGAGUCUCUUUAUCAGACCAUGUGGGAGAGACUAAACGGAAAUGAUCGAGUAUACCGCGAGACUGCCGCAAGGUACUUCCGUUUUGUCAUUGCUGACGGAUGGGUUACAAGCCUGGAGGCACAGGAUGGAAACUUUUGCUACAUGAAAGAGCCUAACCUGGUUCAACUAUCACUCGCAAUAAAGGUUGAGGACCGUUUCAUCUUCCCACCCAACUCUAAUGAGAAGACACUGCCGGAGUUGAGUACCCUGUGCAAGGCGACAGAAUGCGACAUUCGAACCCGAUGCGCUGGUAUGCUACAAGUUGGUCGACAAUGUGGUUUUGCCGACAAUGGAGAGGGUCUUCCGGAAGUGAUCCGUUCACUCACACGACCAGUCCAGUUCAUUCACCGCACAGCUCAUGACUUUCUGAUUGAUACAGAAGCUGGUCAAACAAUCCUUACUUACAAGUCAAAAGAAACAACCUUGGUUGAUACAGAACUCAAACUGCUUCAAUGUCGACUCAAUCUGGCGAACACCUACUACCGUGAGCUUGGGGUCGUGUCUAAUGGUAAUGAAGAUUUUGUUAGCUGUAAUAAGCUGAACGACAAGGGAGCGAAUAAAGAUAUCAUGUUGGAGAUACUUGGAACAAUGAGAGGCCUCUAUGAAACUGGUGCUCUGGAUAUUGAUCUAUGGUUCGAGGAGCCUCUUCGGUCCUGGCCGUGUGUCGCGGCAUAUGGUCUUACUGCUUUCGACGAUUUUGUCACUUCUUCUUUUUUGCAGACUCCCUCACCGGACCUUGCUACCAACAGCAUUUAUGAGUUGGCACUCGCAAGUCUACCACCGUCAAGACCCGAACUAGCAGUCAGGAUAAUUCAAAGAAUGAUUGAACUUGGUGGAGAGGCGCAUGUCGCCAAAAAGCUCGAUACGUCAUUCCAGUGGCUGGGACACGGAAUAUCUAUUUCCAAACACACCACGGCAUUCGAGUCACUUCUCUAUGGCGCAUUGAGCCAGUUCCUGCCGACGGAAAAUCCUUGUGGCAGGACAAGGUCGUUUCUUGACGUGAUCGAAGUCCUGGUGCAGACCUGUCCGGACUUGCAUAGAAGAGUCAUAUUAUUCCUCGCAGGUGACGGUAGAUGGCUGUUUUAUAGAGCUUCCGAAGUGGAGGUCUGGGUCACGUUAGAGGUCGAUCUACAGUUUUUGAUAGACCGGCUACUGACUGUGGCCGCCUUGCGGAACAUCUCAACCGAGUUUAGCAGGAUCCGCGAGCUUGCAGCUUCUUUUACCAAGCCUCAUGCACACGUACGACAUAUUGCGCGUCGUCGAGGAGAACCUCCCCGGGUUCUUUGUCAUCGAAUUCUCGACCAGGAGCCAUUUAGAGACCUCAUUGACAGCUUCGGACUCGGAGUCCCACGCGAUCGCGCCCUUAGAAGCUUUCUGGACUCUACGGAUUACCCUACCCUUACAGAUUACAAUUUUCCACAGAGCAGUGUAGAGGAGGUGUCUAUCGAGGAAGAGAUAGAUAUGCUGGUACAGGAGGGUGUAGGGCUAUAUAAAGAGGAAGAUGCAAUUAUCAGUUAA